AUGAGAGCACCCAACAGCAGCAAACGACUCGCCGGAGUGAUUGAAGAAGUCCAAGAUUUAGAAUGGACCCCGCUAGCGUCGAUUCGCGAACGUGAUGAAGUUCUGGGAGACCUGUAUGGUUGCAUUCUCGAUGAUUUUCGGUACGUGACACUCGAAGAUGCACCGAUUGACCUGUCACCUGUAUUAUUUGUUGUUAUAGUUGGUAUUACCGAGUCUUUGCCAUGCCUUCUGGUUUCUGAUGUGCACAGUUACAUAAUAUUGCAAAUCAUGAAGUUUGAAGUGAUCGAUUAA
Molecule: messenger RNA, 291 nt
Organism: Haemonchus placei
Lineage: Eukaryota; Metazoa; Nematoda; Chromadorea; Rhabditida; Trichostrongylidae
Source: the annotation of a GenBank genome assembly